CUACCGGUCAUGAUCGGCCAUUUUGUUUGACCAAAGACGGUAGCCAGGAGGAUUGUGACGUUAUUCUCGUGUGAUGCUGAUGGCUGCUGGGACAGAGGUCCUCCAAACUACGGUAAAACAAGUCCAAGCAAGAGGUUCUACUACGCGGGAGAGAAAGUCUAUUACACGUGCAACGAAGGCUACACACUUAAGGCAGGUUACACUAGGGAGGUGAGGUGCAUCGGAGGAGAUAACUGGCAAUAUGACAAGCCCAGCUGCACAGUGAACCAUAAGCGUCGGCUACAAGCUGAGCUACUUGAGUUGUAUAGUUCAAGUCUUGCACCUGAAAAUGUUAUCGUCAACUUCACUGGAUCUGUGCAACUCAUUGUCGACUUGGAUGAAAAGAAGGAGCAACUUGUUGCGUCUGUUGUCGUCAAUUUCACAUGGCAAGACAGAAGACUGAGCUGGGAUCCAAAGUACUACGAUGAUAUCCCGACGUUCAGCGUUCCGGGCAAGAUAAUUUGGACUCCGACACUGCCUCUACAGAGGAAUGCUGACCCUACAUACAAUGGUCUACAAAAGGAAGUACCAGUCCGAGUGAGCAGCAAUGGCCGGGUAGAAUGGAGUGUAGAAACCCUGACCACCACCGUGUGUGAUGCAGACCCAUUCUUCUUCCCUGCAGACAACGUGGAAUGCGAAAUCUGUUUUUCUGCGUCCACGGCAAUCAAGCAAACCAUGCGAUGCCAUACAGGCAACAAGACAGACGACCAGUGCAACUCUUUUUCCAUUGCCACAACCGAAGGUGAAUGGUACAGAAAGGAUAAAAUCUUCGCCAAAGACAACAGGAAAGCGUGCUUUGUUGUUCACCUGGAGAGGAUCCCCCUGUUCCACCUCGCCACUACUAUUGGGCCCUGCAUCAUCCUGAUUGUCUUGAUGAUCAUCACAUUCAUCAUGCCCUUGGACAGAGGAGACCGUGUCUCGUUCGGAGUGACCAUUCUGCUCUCCGUGGUCGUGUCUCUUGUAUUUGUCACAGACGUUCUUCCUGUCAAGGGGGCUUUGCCAUUUUUCGCUACGCUGAUCAUCGUGUGCAUGGGCCUGAUGGGUCUGUUCACCUUUUUCACCGUUGCCAUCAUCGUUAUUCACGACCGGGAGGGCAGCCUGUCUCCGUCGGCGAAGAUAAUUUUUCUCCAUUACCUUGCCAAGAUGAUGCUGUUGGGAGAUCUAACAAAGGAGAAGCGUGCAAGUAUUGAUGAAGCUGACCUGAAUGACCCCACUGCUAUUGAGCUGACUAUCUUCGCAUUUCAAACCGAUGACAUAGCGGUGGUCAACGGCGAAGGACCCGGUGAUUGCAACGAGAGGACCAACCAGCCGGCAACGCCUCCUGGUGGUCUUUCUGAGCUGAUCUGCAGUGUGAAGGAGAUGACCAGGGAGGCAAUAAGUAUUGAGAUGGGGAAGCUGGUUAUGGCGAUUACUAAGCGGAGAGAGCAGCUUACCAAGAUCAUAGAGAAGGAGGACAAGGUGUCCGACUACAUCUUACUGGCUAAGGUCCUGGACAGGCUUUGUGUUGUCAUGUACGUUCUCAGCAUCUCAGCAGCUGUUCCAAUGACCAUGUAUCUGAGCAAGUAGAUUGCUGGCAUGUGAUAAAAACACAGUUGUGGGAUCAAACCGAAUCAUAAUAACAGCCACGACCAGUAGGCAGUUUUUAUACAAUUCAUAUUAGCAUGUCCAUAUCUGCUAUCAAUUUCUACACGUCGCGUGGUUUUAAGAUUCCUGAUGAUUAAUAUGCGACACUGUUUACGAAUUUGGAUCAAGUAUUCAAAUAUUUGACAAUUUAUAUAUAUAUAUAUAUAUAUUAACCCUUUACACCUUUUGUCAUAUCUAGAUGAUUCAUAAUUAUAUGUAAGUACCGUGUCUCAAUACUGCAUGAGGGGAUCAUAGUAUGAAAACUUGGUGUUUCAUUCCAUUUAAAUCUGAAGUCUUUCAUGUACAGAACUACCAUUUAUGAAAUAAGUUACAAAAGAACGGAAAAUGAUAUUACAGGAUUUUACUCUAUUUAGAAGAAUUUAGAGCUAUUUACAAUAAGUAUAUUAAUUUUAGUAGAUGAAAGUUACAAAAGCAAACCGAUAUUUAUUUCAAUCAUUGUUAAAAGCUGCCCAGCAAAUAAGUUAUUUAAACAUGUCCACUGACAGCCGAGCAUAUUGAUUGCAAAUUACAUCCGCACCAAUAAAGCCCCCUUUACAAAUCAAGAAUUUAGCUCGGCCGAGUUUCAGCG
Molecule: messenger RNA, 2251 nt
Organism: Branchiostoma floridae (Florida lancelet)
Lineage: Eukaryota; Metazoa; Chordata; Leptocardii; Amphioxiformes; Branchiostomatidae
Product: 5-hydroxytryptamine receptor 3A-like
Exons: 9
Coding region: 715-1605 (296 amino acids)
Biological process (GO): monoatomic ion transport
Cellular component (GO): membrane
Source: RefSeq, a predicted model, not a curated record